AUGCCUCUUUCUAAGAUCGCGGGAGUCCUGCUGGCCUCAGCUUCCCUUGUGGCCGGACAUGGUUAUGUGUCGAGCAUCGAGGUCGACGGCACUACUUACGGUGGCUACCUCGUUGACACCUACUACUACGAGUCUGAUCCCCCGGAGCUGAUUGCCUGGUCCACGAAUGCCACGGACGAUGGCUAUGUCUCUCCCACUCAAUACGACAGCUCCAACAUUGUCUGCCAUCGUGGCUCCGCUCCCGGUGCCCUCGCUGCUCCGGUUACUCCGGGUGGAACUGUCAAGAUGACCUGGAACACUUGGCCCGAUGACCACCAUGGCCCGGUGAUCACCUAUCUGGCCAACUGCAAUGGCUCCUGCUCUGAUGUCGACAAGACGGCUCUGCAGUUUUUCAAGAUUGAUGCUGGUGGCUUGAUCGAUGAUUCCGAGAUUCCUGGUACCUGGGCUACCGACAAGCUCAUCGAUAACAACUACAGCCGGAGCAUCACCAUUCCGUCCGAUAUUGAGGCUGGAAACUACGUUCUUCGCCACGAGAUCAUUGCCCUGCACGGUGCUGAGGACCUGGAUGGCGCCCAGAACUACCCCCAGUGCAUCAACCUGAACGUCACCGGAAGCGGUACUGCCACCCCAAGCGGAACCCUGGGAACUGCAUUGUACAAGGACACCGACCCCGGCAUCUACAUCGACAUCUGGCAGAGCAUCAGCAGUUACACCAUCCCCGGCCCGACCCUCUACACUGCUGGCAGCACUGCCACCGCUGCUGCUUCUUCUGCGACCACCACUGCUGCAGUCACCAGCGCCUCGACGACCGAGGCUGCUGUUGUGACCUCCGCUGCCACGUCUUAUGCUAGUGCCGGGUCCCAGACGACCAUGGUCACCUCCUCGCGUCCUCAGCCCACUGGCAGCUCCGGCAGCUCCUCCAAUGUUGGUAGCUCAGGUAGCACCAACAACCAAUCCGGCAGUGGCUCAACGGCUGGUGGACAGUUCGGUCAAACCCAGCCUGGCAUGGCAGGCUCCGACAACACCAGCCCCUCCGAUUCGGCCUCUACCCCCACCAGCUCCGCUCCCAGCGCUGCUUCUAGCUCCGCAUCUUCGGCUACUUCGGGCGUCUUGAGCGGCUCCUGCAGCCAGGAAGACUACUGGUACUGCAAUGGCGGCACGGCGUUCCAGCGUUGCGUCAACGGCGAAUGGGACGCGUCUCAGAGCAUGGCUGCGGGCACUGAGUGCACUCCUGGAAUUUCGGAGACGCUAACCAUCGCUGCAUCUUCAAAGCGUCGUGAUGUUAGCGGUCUUCGCCGUCGCCGGCUGUGA
Molecule: messenger RNA, 1311 nt
Organism: Aspergillus welwitschiae
Lineage: Eukaryota; Fungi; Ascomycota; Eurotiomycetes; Eurotiales; Aspergillaceae
Product: lytic polysaccharide monooxygenase auxiliary activity family 9 protein
Exons: 1
Coding region: 1-1311 (436 amino acids)
Source: RefSeq, a predicted model, not a curated record